CUAUUGGCUGGGAGGCAGCCAGAAGGCAGCCCAGUGGAAGACAAGGCAAGCUGGAUUGGGAAACUCAGCCUAGAAGCCUGGAUUUGGGGGUUCCCAUUGGGGGACAUGGAGGCUGCAAGGAGGAACCCCCCAGGAAAGUGGGCCAGGGACAGCAGGGUCAACGAGGCUUACAACGUCAACAGCGGGCUCCUCUCCGUCAAUGGCUUCACCAGCUUACGGCCUGAUGGUGGUGGUGGUGGCAGUGGCAGCAGUGGUGGCGAGAGUUCCAAGGAGAGUUCUAGGUGCUCCACACCAGUGCUGGAACCCGAGCGGCAUGAGCGCCUGCGGGAGAAGAUGCGCCGGCGCUUGGAGUCUGGGGACAAGUGGUUCUCCCUUGAGUUCUUUCCGCCCCGGACCUCCAGCGGGGCCGUCAACCUCAUCUCUAGGUUUGACCGCAUGGGGACGGGGGGCCCUCUCUUUGUGGACGUGACGUGGCACCCGGCGGGGGACCCCGGCUCGGACAAGGAGACCUCCUCCAUGAUGAUCGCCUCCACCGCCCUCAACUACUGCGGCCUGGAGACCGUCCUCCACAUGACCUGCUGCCACCAGACGCCCGCCACCGUCAGCGCCCACCUCCGCAAGGCCAAGCACCUCGGCCUCAAGAACAUCAUGGCCCUGCGCGGAGGCCCAUUCGGCGAAGAAUGGGAGGAGGAAGCCGGCGGGUUCAACUACGCCGCCGACUUGGUGAAGCACAUCCGGCGGGAGUUCGACGACUACUUCGACAUCUGCGUGGCAGGCUACCCCAAGGGCCACCCGGAGGCGGAGAGCUACGCGGAGGACCUGAAGCACCUGAAGGAGAAGGUCUCGGCGGGGGCCGACUUCGUGGUCACGCAGCUCUUCUUCCGCGCCGAGACCUUCCUCACCUUCCUGAAGGACUGCCAAGCCAUCGGCAUCACCUGCCCCAUCGUCCCCGGGAUCUUCCCCAUCCAGGGCUACCACUCCUUGCGCCAGCUGGUGAAGCUCUCCAAGCUGGAGGUGCCGGAGGAGAUCACCGAGGUCAUCGAGCCCAUCAAGGACAACGACGCCGCCAUCCGCAACUACGGCAUCGAGCUGGCCGUGCGCAUGUGCCGGGCCCUGCUGGACAGCGGCCUCGUCCACGGCCUCCACUUCUACACCCUCAACCGGGAGGUGGCCACCAUCGAGGUGCUCCGGAGGCUCGGCCUCUGGAACGAGGACCCCCGGCGCCCCUUGCCCUGGGCGGUCAGCGCUCACCCCAAGCGGCGGGUGGAAGACGUCCGGCCCAUUUUCUGGGCUUCCCGGCCAAAGAGCUACAUCUACCGGACCCAAGAGUGGGACGAGUUUCCCAACGGCCGCUGGGGCAACUCGUCCUCCCCGGCCUUUGGGGACCUGAAGGACUACUACCUGUUCUACCUGAAGAGCAAAUCUCCCCGGGACGAACUGCUGAAGAUGUGGGGAGAAGAGCUGACCAGCGAGGAGAGCGUCUUCGAGGUCUUCCGGUGUUACAUCGCAGGGGAACCCAACAGGAACGGGCACAAGGUGACCUGCUUGCCCUGGAACGACGACCCUCUGGCGGCCGAGACCAACCUGCUGAAGGCGGAGCUGGCCAAGGUCAACCGGCUGGGCAUCUUGACCAUCAACUCCCAGCCGCGCAUCCACGGGAAGCCCUCCACCGACCCCAUCGUGGGUUGGGGACCCCCCGGCGGAUACGUCUUCCAGAAGGCUUACCUGGAGUUCUUCACCUCCAGCGAGAACGUCCGGGCGCUGCAGGCCGUGCUGAAGAAGUACGGGCAGCGGGUCAACUACCAUAUUGUCAACGUCAAGGGGGAGAACAUCACCAACGCUCAUGACAUGCAGCCCAAUGCCGUGACCUGGGGCAUCUUCCCCGGGAGGGAGAUCAUCCAGCCCACAGUCGUGGACCCCGUCAGCUUCAUGUACUGGAAGGACGAGGCCUUUGCCCUGUGGAUCGAGCAGUGGGCCAAGCUCUACGAGGAGGAGUCCCCCUCCCGCAUGAUCAUCCAGUACAUCCACGACAACUACUUCCUGGUCAACCUGGUGGACAACGACUUCCCCCUGGAGAGCUGCCUCUGGCAGGUGCUGGAGGACAUGUAUCACCUCCUGAACUGUCCGGCCGAGGCGGGGAGUUGCCCUUCGGGACAUUGAGCCACCAUGGGAGGUUGCAGCGAAAGACACACUCCACUUUGGGGGGGGGGGAGGGUCUUGGCUGCGCUUCCCCUGCCCUUUUCCCCUCCUUCGGCCCCCAAAGUCUGGGAAUGAUCCUCAAGUUCCUUUUUGGUUGGUUCUGGAACCUUUACAGUUGGUACAUGUCUCCUUCGGAUCGGUGCAAGUGCGCUAUCGAUCGAUAUGCGUACCCUUUUGAUAGGUAGGAGUGCCCUUUGUAUUGGUAAAUGUGCCCUUUGGAUCGGUGCAAGUGCGCUAUCGAUAGAUAUGCAUGCCCUUUGUAUUGGUACGGGUGCCUUUUGAUAAGUAUUAGUGCCUUUUGAUAGGUACGAGUGCCCUUUGGAUUGGUACGUGCCCUUUGGAUUGGUAUGUGUGCCCUUUCAAUUGGUACAAGUGCCUUCUCAAUGGGUACGAGUGCCCUAUCGAUAGGUACAAGUGCCCUCUCAAUGGGUACAAGUGCCCUUUCGAUAGGUACAAGUGCCCUUUGGAUUGGUACGAGUGCCCUUUCGAUACGUAGGAAUGCCCUUUGUAUUGGUACAUGUGCCCUUUGGAUUGGUAUGGGUGUCCUUUCAGUUGGUACAAGUACCUUCUCAAUGGGUAUGAGUGCCCUUUCGAUUGGUACAAAUGAACUUUGGAUUGGUACAAGUACCGUUGCAGUUGGUACGAGUGCCAUUUCGAUAGGUAUAAGUGCCCUUUGGAUGGGUAUGUGUCCUUUCGAUGGGUAUGAGUGUCCUUCCGAGGGUACGAGUACCUUUUCAAUGGGUAUGAGUGCAGUUUCGAAAGGUACAACUGCCCUUUCAAUGGGUAUGAAUGCCCUUGGGAUUGGUACGAGUACUGUUUUGAUUGGUAUGAGUGCCCUUUGGAUUGGUAUGAGUGCCUUUUCAAUGGGUACGAGUGCAGUUCCAAUAGAUACGAGUACCUUUUCAAUGGGUACAAGUACCUUUUCGGUGGGUAUGAGUACCUUUUCGAUGGGUACGAGUACCUUUUCAGUGGGUACGAGUACCUUUUCAGUGGGUACGAGUACCUUUUCAGUGGGUACGAGUACCUUUUCAGUGGGUACGAGUACCUUUUCGAUGGGUAUGAAUGUUGUUUUCAUUCGUACGAGUGCCCUUUCAAUGGCUACGAGUGCCCUUUGGAUUCUUACAAGUGCCUCUUUGAUGGGCGUGAGUACCUUUUCCAUUGGUACGAGUGCUCUUUGGAUUGGUGCGGAAACCUUCCCGACCCUUCAGUAGCCCUAAGGAGAGCUGGGCAUCCUAACACCCUUUCCAUACGUCAUGUCCUUCUAAAACCACAACCCAACAACGUGUCGAUACUUUUGAGACUUCACCUCAGAAGCCUUGCGAGUUACGAGCAAUGGGAUUCGCCCCAUAAAGAGCAACCCACCAACCCAUUAUACAUUUCAGACUUUGAUUUGCCCCCUAAAGCACAACUCACUCAUCCAUAAUAAGAAUUCACUGCUUCAUAGCGAAGCAUUUCGACCAGGGGUAAAUGUGAUUUCGCUUGUUCGGAAGUUCCUUUUUUCCCCAGGUAAAUCCUGAGACCUGGGGUAACUUGGGUCUGUCCUCCAGGAAACUGAUUAUACUAUUUAUUUUGGUUUUUAUUACUAUUACUGUUAUUAUAUUAUUAAGAUGGCCGGAUAGUUUUUAACAAAAGUUUUUUUCUCUCUCUCUCAAUUGUGUAGUUUGGAUAUGUGAGAACUUAUUUAAAAAAAUAAAAUAGUGGUCAAAAUGGAAUUAAAGCAGAAUUCUAACUCUU
Messenger RNA from Anolis sagrei ordinatus, 3933 nucleotides. The record is from RefSeq and is a predicted model, not a curated record. NCBI's taxonomy places the organism in Eukaryota, Metazoa, Chordata, Lepidosauria, Squamata, Anolidae.